CCUCUCCUGCCGCUGCUCCGCCGCCUCACAGUACCGCCCGCCUCCCGCCGCGCCCCGCCAGGCAUGGGGUAGCCGCCGUGCCCUCGCCCCGCGCCUCCCAGCUCAGUGCAGGCCGCUGUGAGUGUGGUGGCCGUGGUGGUGUUGGUGGUGGUGGUGGUGGUGGUGGAGGAGGUGGUGGUGGUGGCGGUGGUGAGCCGUGAGCCGCGAGCCACCGCUGGGAACUGUUAAAAAAUAUGAGACCGGUAUUGACUGUGAAUCUGUGAGCGCGGAGUGUACCUGCCCUGCAUGUGCCGAACGGGGGCUGCUGCACUUUUGCUGCACCCACUGCUAGAGACGCCCGCACGCCCGCGGCACGCACCCCCUCCCCCCCACGGCCUGACUCUCCCGCCCCAUGUGAUCGCGGCCCGCAUGUUGCACAGAGCGGCCCUGACUGACCCCUAGUGAGCAGCGCCUGACGGAGAGGUGAAGGCCAGGUCAGGUCAGGUCAGGUGAUGGUGGGGGGCCCUCGCUGACCUCUCCUCACCCCCGCCUCGCCCCCCGCGACCUUAUCCAGCGAGGGCACCGCCGCCGUGGCCCUCCUGCCUGCAGCCUGUGCUGCCGAGUGUGUGGUGCCAGUGUGUGAGGCGUCGCCACCCUGGAGGCUGAGCCAGCAAGUCUCGGCUGGAAGGGCCCCCCAGGACCCCCCUCCUCAGAGCCCCACGGGCCCCCCUCCAUUGGUCCCUCGGGGUUCCCCAACCCUCCCACCCCAAACACCUUCUCAGGGCCGUCCACCCCCACCUUCAACCCCCCGGGCCCCACGCUGAACCGGCCCUCCCCUGGCCCCCCAUCCACUAACCCCACCCCCUUCCCCCAGGGCCCUGGUGGCCCCCAACCCUUCAACACGCCUCCCAACAGCUUCUCGGGGCCUCCCACCUCCGGCCCCCCCUCUGUCCCCUUCCCUGGCUCCCCCGCCCCAUCCAAUGCCUCCACUCCAGGCCCCGGGGGUCCCUCCCCCUUCCCUGGGGCACCCGGCGGGGGUCCCCCCACCAGCAUGGCCCCCACCAGCCUGGGGGGGCCAGUGCCCUCUGCUGUGCCCUUCCCCUGCUCCUCCAACUACAGCAGUCCCACCCCCACCGGCCCCCCACAUGAAUGGCCCCAACAGCACCAUGGCCAUGCUGGGGCCGCAGCAGCACGCACAGAUGAUCAACGGCCCCCCAGGCCACCCGGGGCCCUUCCCGGGGCCUGGGGGGCCGGGCUUCACCGGGCCGGGGGGACCCUUUGGACCGGGGGGACCACCGUUUGGGCCGGGAGGACCACCUGGGGGCCCUCCCAUGCACGGACCCAUGCAUGGCCCCAUGCAUGGACCAGGACCCCACCCCAUGAUGGGCCAGCUGGGACCCAUGGACCGCAUUGACCAGGGGAGGCGACACACCCCUUACUUCGGCCAGCCUGACUUCAGACUCUACGAGCUGAACAAGAGGCUACAGCAGCGCUCCGAGGAGUCAGACAACCUGUGGUGGGACGCCUUUGCCACGGAAUUUUUCGAGGACGAUGCCACGCUCACCCUAACCUUCUGCCUCGAGGACGGCCCCAAGAGAUACACCAUAGGACGGACGCUGAUCCCACGUUACUUCCGGAGCAUCUUCGAGGGCGGGGUGACUGAGCUGUACUACUCGUUAAAGCAUCCUAAGGAGUCCUUUCACAACACCUCCAUCACGCUGGACUGCGACCAGUGCACCAUGGUCACCCACCACGGCAAGCCCAUGUACACUAAGGUUUGCACAGAUGGCCGGCUGAUCCUGGAGUUCACAUUUGAUGACCUAAUGAGGAUUAAGUCAUGGCAUUUCGCGGUGAGGGCCCACAGAGAACUAAUCCCUCGCUCUAUGGUGGCCAUGCAGCAGGACCCCAACAUGGUGGAGACCCUCAGCAAAAACAUCACCAGACAAGGCAUCACUAACCACACGCUAAACUACCUCAGGUUAUGUGUGAUCCUGGAGCCCAUGCAGGAGCUAAUGUCAAGACACAAGGCGUACGCUCUCUCGCCGCGGGACUGCCUCAAGACCACACUGUUCCAGAAGUGGCAGAGGAUGGUGGCUCCUCCAGGUGCUGCUAACCAGGCAAAUGGUAGAAUUGGGGCAGAAGGAGAGACCCAGCGGGCACCCAACAAGCGAAGGAAGCGGAAAGGGUCAGCGUCGGGUCAGAACGCCACGCCGAACUCCACCGGGUCAAGCAAGAAGAGGUCACCGGGGCCAAACUUCAACCUGGCCACCCAAGUCUCCCAGGACGUGAUGGUGGUGGGCGAGCCGUCCCUGAUGGGCGGCGAGUUUGGCGACGAGGACGAGCGGCUCAUCACCAGGCUGGAGAACACCCAGUACGACACCACCAGCGUGGAGGACGGCGGCGGCAGCGGGGCGCCCCAGGGCACCGGCCCCGGAGGUCCUGGCGGUCCCGGCCCCGGUCCCACUGGCCCCACGCCCUUCAACAACUCCCCGAUGACCGCGGGGCCCGGCGGUCCCUGGCCCGACCCCGCACGGCCCCCCCAGGACGCUGACAAGAAGAGCCCGGCGAUCAGUCAGUAGCCCCGGGAGAAGCUGUGUGCCCCGCCCCGCCCCGCGCUGCCCCACACUCCGCCUGUGUUACCUCGCCUCGGCCUCAACACAUACACACACACACUGAGACAUGAUUUUCUAUAGUUUUAUUAUCUAUAUAAGUAUAUAAAGAACACGUGUGAGGCAGAGAAACACACACACACACACACACACGCACACACACACACACACACAUAUAUGAACACACGCAGGCGGCCGUGGCGGGGCGGGGCGGAAGCGGGGCGGAGCGGAGCGGGGCGGGGCGGGACUCGGGGCUCGGGGCGGGGCAAACCUGUACAUGCUUUGUAACUUUUGUAUCGUUUAGAGGACAAAAGCAAGUUUUCCUAGGGACCAACCCUUUGGUCGGCUGUACACAGUGUUUUAGUUAACGGUUGUGUCCGCGGUCCUGCAGACAGACAGACAGACAGACAGACGGACAGAGGCAGCCGUGUGGGGCGAUGGACGGGAGGCUGAGAGAGAGAGAGAGAGAGAGAGAGAGAGAGAGAGAGAGAGAGAGAGAGAGAGAGAGAGAGAGAGAGAGAGAAAGUUUGAAAUAUUGAUCGCUUCCUUUCGACAGUGUGUGUGUGUGUGUCCACAGGUAAUAUUUAUAAUCUCAGUCGCUGUGGGUGCAGGUGUGUGUGUGUGUGUGUGUGUGUGUGUGUGUGUGUGUGUGUGUGUGUGUGUGUGUGUGUGUGUGUGUGUGUGUGUGUGUGUGUGUACGUACUUAUUUCAACCGCCCUUUCUCCCCACCACGCCCUUCUGAAGUAACAAACGCUUCCUGUUUGGACACACACACACACACACACACACACACACACACACACACACACACACACACACACACAGGUCAAUGGCAUUAUUUACAAAACAUGUGCGUUUUAUGCUUCUCCGUUUAUAUGUGAGUUUGAUUUUGGUUUUGCUAGUGCGUGCGUGCGUGCGUGCGUGUGUGCGUGCGUGUCCAAUACCCCUCCGGUCUCAAGUUAUCGUACACACAGCAGUAAAUAAGAAUAAAACAUUAAUUCCUUCCAUUAUACAUCAAUAUAUUACCACGGUCACAUUUCACCUUCCAUUGUUAUCAAUUCUGUAACAUAACGUACGGAAUGUGAAGUGAAUUACAAAGCAUUAAGGUAACUAAUUUCAAGGUACCUUUUUUUUUUUUAAUCUUACGUAUUUGAAGUUCGUAAGAUUCACAAGAUCAAAGUUAAAAUCAACUCUAUUUUUCCUUAUUUUGUCUUUACUUUCUGUAUUUUUUUUUUUUUUUUUAUUCCAGACCAGUCACACAGUAAGUCUUGCAUUGAUGUAUUUGUUAUCGUGUAUAUCGGCUCAUAUUCUCUCAUAUUAACUGUGUGUGCAUAACGAAGGACUGAUGUAUGAGAUGAGCGGAGUUGGUUAUUAGUGCACUGUUUUAAAGAAUGAUACUGAUGAUGAUGAUGAUGAGUAAUGAAGUGGCUAUUAUUCCUCUUGGAAAGAAUGAUACUGAUGAUAAUGAGUACUAAUAUAAGCAAAGGUUUUAACGUGUGAAUUAUCAACAUAUGUAUUAUUUUUCUUUUCUCUCUUUUUUUUAUUUUUAUCUCUAAGUUAGUCGAGUUUUAAUUAUGUGACUUGUACCUCACUUGUUCUCGCACGGUGCUGGUGAUGACGAUGAUGGCUGAGUUUUACAAUGUUCACGUGUAAGUGUUUCUAACGGGGCGCACGUAUUAAGUCUGUUUAUUAUAUAUAUGCACGCAGUCCUCUGUUCCUCUCUUAUUUUACAUAUAGUCAUUGUUUAGAAUUCCUGUAUCUGUUCAUGACAAUUAUAUAGAUGUGUAUGUAUUUAGUUUUUUGUAGAUUACGAAAGGAGUUUAUUUUAUUUAUUUAUUUUUAAUUGUGAACUUUUAUAUAUAUUUGUUUAUUGAGUGGAAAUUAUUAAGUUCAAAGAAGAAAACUUAUCAUUAUUAUUAUUAUUAUUAUUAUUAUUAUUAUUAUUAUUAUUAUUCGGAGUGUUGUGACAAAGCGAGUGUGUCACGUUCCAGCAGCACCACAACACACCACAACACUUCACACACACACACACACACACACACACACACACACACACACACACACACACACACACACACACACACACACACACACACACACACACACAGGCACACUUGCCCAAACUUCAUGACGCAACACAACAUUUUUUUAUAUAUAUAUUUAAAAAUUUUUCUUGCAUUUUAUUUUAAUUAAGCGUCGGUUGUAAUAAUUUACCCGAUAUUCAAAGAGUAUUUUAUUAGUGUGUGUGUGUGUGUGUGUGUGUGUGUGUGUGUGUGUUAAAUUUAGUUAUAUAUAUAUAUAUAUAUAUAUAUAUAUAUAUAUAUAUAUAUAUAUAUAUAUAUAUAUAUAUAUAUAUAUAUAUAUAUAUAUAUAUAUAUAUAUAUAUAUAUAUAUAUAUAUAUAUAUAUAUAUAUAUAUAUAUAUAUAUAUAUAUAUAUAUAUAUAUAUAUAUAUAUAUAUUCUGCGUGUAUUCUUUUCUGUUACUUUCUAUUUACUUUUCGUGCAUUGAAGAUGGAAAACCACGUUGUAUUCAGAUGUUUUAUAGACCUAAGACAGACAACAGGCACGGGCAGAACACACCGAUAUAAAUACAUGUUAAAAGAAGCAAACUAAUGUACGACAGUAACGAAAGAUGAGUACGAUGAACAGAAAAAAAAAAAAAUGACCGGGAAGAAUAAUCGAACUCAGAGAAGGAAACUGUGAUAGAACUAGAAAGAGAAAAGACCAAAACACAGAUGGAAAAAAAAAUACAUGUAUAUGUGGAUAAACAAACAAAAAGCAAAAGUGAACAUGAAAGUAAUUAAGUUAUGAUAGACCAAAAUUAUCGCUUUGAAAUUGCAGAUGAAGUAGAAUUGUCAUUUUUCAAUUGGAUAUUUGAAACUAAAAAGAGAAAGUAUAGAAAAAGAGUAAGAUAGAAGACACUAACUUGAAAACAUGAAUGUAAAGAGGGAAGAGAAAAAGAAUGAAGUGGUUUAAUAUUUCUACCUUCAUUGAUUCUUUUAACAUACGAGAGAAAAUAAUCACAUCAAUAUUUUUAGUUCCUUCCAUAAGUUGCCCCACAUCAGAGCCUCGCGUUGACUGGACGACCCACCCACACAUUCCAACCAAUCAGCUCUCGUCUGGCUCAUCACCUCUGGGUCACCUUGAAAAUUGAACACAAAUAAUAGAGUGAAAAAAAAAAAGAAUCACUCCACACACAAACACACACACACACACACACGCUAAGAAGAAAGUGAAAGAAGUAAGAAGGAUUAUAAAAGAAAUUGGAAAAAAAGGAAGAAAGGAAGAAAUGGGAUAAGGAAGAAUGAGUUUUUACACACACACGAAUAAGAGGAAAGCGAAAAAGCAAGAAGCAGAAAAAGAAAAAAGGCGAAGAUGAUAUUGAAUAGGAGGAAGAAAGGAAAAGAAAGAAAGAUUAUAUAGUUUUCAUCACACACACACACACACACACACACACACACACACACACACAGCCCCGCCCCAGCCUCCCCCCUGCCCCCACAUGCCCAGGCCGCCUCGUCGCGUCUCUGUAAAGUGUACAAAUCUCUGUUUGUAUGUGAUUAAGUCGGCAAGGUCACCCCCUCCCCCACCUACACCCCCCUUCCCUGUAUCCUGAACCCCUCCCCCCUCCCUCCCUCCCUGGCAUCCUUGUACCCUUACACCCCCUCUCCCCCUCUUCCCUUGUACCGGUAAUCCUUGUAUAUUUUUUUUCUUUCUUGUUUCUUAUUUUAUUAUUUUGUCUGUUUUCUUUUUUCCUUCUUCUUCUUCUUCUUCUUCUUAUCUUUUCUGAAUUUCGUUUUCGUUUUCCUUCUCGAUUUAUUUUUUCGAUUUUUUCCUCAUUUUCCUUCUUAUUCUUUUCUUCCUUUUUCCCCUCGUUCCUACAACGCCUUAAAUUAAUCUUCCUCCUCCUCCUCCUCCUCCUCCUCCUCCUCCUCCACGUACCCAAUACUAAGCAGCUCAUCUGUCUGCUCGCGUGAAUGCUGAUGAUGAUGACGAUGAAUUGAUGAUGAUGAUGAUAAUAAAUACGUAUUUUUAAUCUAC
Messenger RNA from Scylla paramamosain (green mud crab), 6629 nucleotides. It is a transcript of the gene Chi, whose product is annotated as LIM domain-binding protein 2-like. The record is from RefSeq and is a predicted model, not a curated record. Gene Ontology annotation, molecular function: LIM domain binding. Gene Ontology annotation, biological process: negative regulation of transcription by RNA polymerase II; nervous system development; positive regulation of transcription by RNA polymerase II. Gene Ontology annotation, cellular component: transcription regulator complex; nucleus. The transcript has 10 exons. Bases 960 to 2558 code for a protein of 532 amino acids. Lineage: Eukaryota; Metazoa; Arthropoda; Malacostraca; Decapoda; Portunidae.